Messenger RNA from Penicillium pulvis, 816 nucleotides. Its product is annotated as dihydrofolate reductase. Gene Ontology annotation, biological process: glycine biosynthetic process; tetrahydrofolate biosynthetic process; dihydrofolate metabolic process. The record is from RefSeq and is a predicted model, not a curated record. Bases 1 to 816 code for a protein of 271 amino acids. NCBI's taxonomy places the organism in Eukaryota, Fungi, Ascomycota, Eurotiomycetes, Eurotiales, Aspergillaceae. The transcript has a single exon. Gene Ontology annotation, molecular function: NADP binding; dihydrofolate reductase activity. Gene Ontology annotation, cellular component: mitochondrion.
AUGCCACCACCAAAAACCACCCACUCAAUUCCCCCAUCCCUCCCACUCACCUUAAUCGUCGCGACAACCCCAAUCCGCGUCGCGUCUCCCGCAACACCAGACCAUGAAUCCACCCGCCUAGGCAUUGGCCUCAAGGGAACCCUCCCUUGGCCCCGCAUAAAGACCGACAUGAGCUUCUUCGCACGCGUAACAUCCCGCCCCCCAACACCCGACACCACAAAUGCGAUUAUAAUGGGCCGGAAAACUUACGACUCAGUGCCCAAGAGCCUACGCCCGCUCGCCAAGCGCAUUAGCGUGGUGAUUACGCGCGAUGCAUCUGGUUCUGUCCGUGAGGGUGUUUUACAGGAGCUCGAGGCGCGGAAGGCGAAGAUGGCUGCUAAGGCGGCGGAAUCUGCGGCUGCUGGUACUGCUUCAGCUCCGGCAGACGAGCCCAUUACGGAUGCGAUUGUGACGCCUAGUCUGGACGCUGCGCUUUCGGAGUUGGACUCUGUCUAUGGAUCUUCUGGGCGAUUGGGGAAGAUCUUUGUUAUUGGUGGUGCGGAGAUUUAUGGUGCUUCGUUAAGGAUGAACUUUGGGGCUUUGCCUAGGCCUGUCAGAGUUGUUAUGACUAAUGUUGUAAGGAAGCCUGAGGGCGGGGAUGAGGUUCCCUAUGAAUGUGAUACAUUUUGGCCGUUGGAUAGUAUGGAUCAGUCAAAUGGGUGGAGGAGUGCUAGUCCUGAGGAGUUGACGGAGUGGGUUGGGGAGGAGGUUACUGGGGAAUGGAAGAGGGAGGGAGAGGUUGAGGUUCAGAUGGUUGGGUUUGAGAAGUUGGAUUGA